AUGUUUUCCAUUUCCACAGCUCCGGCGAAGCAGUCCGUCGGCGAGACCAUCACCGUCUUGAGCGGCCGUCUCAGUUCGGCCACGCUACUUGAAGACCGCCGAGCUGCCAUUCUCGGCCUACGCAGCUUUGCGAAAGAUUUUCCCGCCUCCGUCGCCUCCGGAGCCUUGCGCAGUCUUAUUGGCAGCCUCAGCAAAGAUGCGGAAGAUGUCGAUACCGUCAAGGUGGUCCUCGAGACAUUGCUAAUGCUCUUUAGCCCCAACGAAGAUAGCCCAGAAGCUUCGGAAGAGAUUGUCUUGUGGCUGGCUGACGAAUUCACUCAGCGCCAGGAAAACAUUACCCUGCUGCUCGACUUUCUAGACUCGAAUGACUUCUAUUCUCGACUAUACUCUCUGCAACUUCUUGCCGCCAUUCUCUCUGCCCGCACAGAGCGCACCGAAGAGUGCGUCUUUACAGCCCCCCUGGGUAUCUCACGAUUGGUGGCCGUCCUCGAUGACACCCGUGAGGCUGUCAGGAACGAGGCCAUCACCCUACUCACAUAUCUGACCCCCUCCUCUGCCGACAUACAGAAGCUGGUUGCCUUCGAGAACGCUUUCGAUCGACUCUUCAACAUAAUAACCUCAGAAGGCUCUUUGUCCGAUGGAGAUCGUGUCGUGGAGGACUGUCUCAUUCUGGUUGCAAACCUGCUCAGGAGAAACCCGUCAAAUCAGUCCUUGUUCCGCGAGUCGGGUGGGAUUCGACGGUUGGCGGUCUUGCUGGAAGGCGCAGAAAAGGCCCAGCGGGAGGACGCAGAGAUUGCCGCUUGGGCGCAAACCCAGCGCAAUCGAAACAUUUAUGCCCUUCUUGCCGUCGUACGCUUGUUUCUAGUAGUUGGAGCUGUUGGAACGUCGCAGAACCAACUCGCUCUCUGGCAGCAUGGCUUGCUGUACCAUGCCCUUCAACUGGCCUUUAGCCAUGUAGCGCAGCUCCCAAUCAAAGCAGAGGCCCUCGUAACCUGCGCCGACAUCAUUCGAGGCAAUGCAACAUUGCAGGAAGGCUUCGCCCAACUCCAAGUUCCUUCUCCUCUGGGUCCUCACGUCCUGACUGACGCUCCCCAAACCAACGGUGUCGUACAAGUUUACGUGAUAGACGGCCUACUGGAUCUCACGCUCAGCGUUCAGGAUGUGGAAGCGUUCGACUUACGGUUGUCGGCGUCAGAUUGUCUCAAGGCUUACUUCUACAACCACGCAGAUAUCCGCCUACACUUCCUCAGGAGAGCCAUCGAAGGACACAAGACAGGGGCCGAUGAGACCGCCAAUGUGCUCACUGUACUAAUGCGACCGUCUCCCGAUGUCGUCGUCCCCAAUCCUUACCGCAGCUGGUUUGCUUCCACCAUCAUGUUUCAUCUCCUUUUCGAUAACCCAGAAGCCAAGAGCCUUGCUAUGGCUGUCACGGAGGGCGAUGAAGACAGCGGCGAGGAGGUUGUCACAAGCAUUCAAACCGUCACUGCUCACCUGAUCUCAGGACUAAACCGCGAGGAGGACAGUCGCGUGGUAGUUGGGUAUCUGAUGCUUCUUCUCGGCUGGUUAUUCGAAGAUCUUGAUGCGGUCAAUGACUUUCUCGGAGAAGGAAGCAAUGUUCAGAGCCUGAUACAAGCCGUCAACCAUCCGUAUCCCUCUGGUGACGUCGUCCAGGGACUCUGUGCCAUGCUUCUUGGCGUCGUUUACGAGUUUUCGACGAAAGAUUCCCCAAUUCCGCGCACCGACCUACACUCCAUCCUCACAUCGCGGAUGGGACGAGAGCGGUACAUUGAUAAGCUCUCAAAGCUAAGAAGCAACCCGCUGGUGAGAGAUUUCGAAGUCAUUCCCCAGAAACUGAGCGGUUCAGGCUUAGGCAAGUUGCCUGAUGUGUAUUUCGAUUCUACUUUCGUCGACUUCUUUAAGGACAACUACAGCCGCAUUUUACGAGGUAUAGAUCGAGACCCCGGGUUGGAGAUAUCAGUCGUUUCCAAUGGCGUACAAAAAGGUGUUUCUCGGGAGCUGGUCGAUUCGCUUCGAAGCCAGCUGGCGGAAAAAGACCAGGCUUUGCAGGAAGCUCAGGUCAGUCUAGAGACGGUUGGCCGACAGAUUGGUCAAGAGCAGGCCGAUCACCGGCGAACCCGUGAGACAAAUCUCCAGAGCAGAAUGGUGUCUAUGCAAGAAGAGCAUCAAAAGCAACUGGAGCAGGCGCGGCGCAAAAUUGAAUCCCAGGCCGCAGCACUUGAGGAGGAGCACAAGAAGCAGGUGGCAGAGCUUCAAAAGAAGGCAGAUGCUCGGGUUGCCGCACUCGAGCAACAGCGCAGGGCUAUCGAUCUGGAGCACAGGAAACAGAUGGAUCAAGUACAACUGACCGUCAAAGCCCAAGCUGCAUCCCAGAUUGAGGAGCACCGCAAACAACUUGAACAGGCUCGAAAGACAGCGGAGUCGGAUGCUGACCGCGUGCGUCACCGCGCCGAGGCCGAUAUGGCUGACUUGAAGGCCACCAUUAGCCGGCUUGAGGUUGAUCUCAUGAAGGCCAAGAAGACCAAGGCGCAAGAGAUGCAGGCACUUCGGGAUGAAAUGGAGAGGAAAAUAGAGGAACAUGCAAGCCUGACCGAAAAAGCCAACUCCCGUAUGAAACAACUCGAGAAGGACCUCCGUGAAACCCAGGAGAAAGCGGUCCAGGGCGAUAUGGCUGUGAAAAGAGCCGAGGAGGACAAGAAGGCGACCCAAAACGAACUGGAUGACCUCCUGAUGGUCUUCGGCGACCUGGAAGAGAAAGCGGCCAAGUACAAGGCCCAACUCAAAGCCCUUGGGCAACCAGUUUCCGACGGCGAAGACGAUGAAGAGGACAGUGACGAGGAGGGCGAAGACGACGACGAAGACGACGACGAAGACGACGACGAAGACGACGACGACGACGACGCAAAAAGUGAAGAUGUCAAAAGCACCAAGAAAUAG
Molecule: messenger RNA, 2955 nt
Organism: Colletotrichum karsti
Lineage: Eukaryota; Fungi; Ascomycota; Sordariomycetes; Glomerellales; Glomerellaceae
Exons: 5
Coding region: 1-2955 (984 amino acids)
Biological process (GO): endoplasmic reticulum to Golgi vesicle-mediated transport; intracellular protein transport; transcytosis
Cellular component (GO): Golgi membrane; Golgi stack; cytoplasm
Source: RefSeq, a predicted model, not a curated record